AGACGUCAGUACCAUCGCUCGUUUGUUUACAUCUGGAAAAAUUGAGUUUUCUUCAAUUUAAUCCUGGAAAACAGCAGGAAAAUUAUUUGUCAACUGUAGAUAUCGCAUCGGAGCAUGGCGAGAGAUUGGAGACCCUUUGUUUACGGGGGUCUCAGCUCUUGUGUCGCUGAAUUUGGCACCUUUCCCAUAGACACAACGAAGACACGCUUACAAAUUCAAGGUCAAAAGCAGAUUCCGAUCAAGUAUCGCGGCAUGUUCGAUUGUUUCCUCCAAAUAUCGCGGCAGGAAGGUGUCAAAGCGCUGUAUUCGGGCAUCGGACCAGCGGUGUUGCGGCAAUCGACGUACGGCACGAUCAAGUUUGGCACGUAUUACACGCUGAAACACAUCGCCAACUCGCACGGAUGGCUCGUCGACGAAUUUGGCAACGAAAGUGUCUUGGGGAAUAUGGGAUGUGCGAUAAUUGCGGGUGCCAUCAGUAGUGCGAUCGCGAAUCCGACAGACGUGCUUAAAGUUCGGAUGCAAGUGCAUGGCAGGGGAUCGCAAGAAAUGGGUUUGGUCAAGUGCUUUCACGAGAUUUAUGUGCACGAAGGAAUUCGGGGAUUGUGGCGAGGUGUGACACCGACUGCACAACGAGCAGCAAUUAUUGCCGCUGUCGAGUUACCGGUUUACGAUUUUUGCAAGAAUCAUUUUAUGGAUGUUUUUGGCGAUCGUGUCAGCAAUCACUUUAUUUCUAGUUUUAUUGCCAGUUUUGGCUCCGCAGUUGCUUCUAACCCCAUUGACGUCAUACGGACAAGAUUAAUGAAUCAAAAGCGCGUGAAUAAGCGACUGGAAAUUGUUGGCGUUAACGGAACAGUUGCUGCGCCACAAACUCGAAUUUAUAACGGCAGUAUAGAUUGUGCGGUUCAAACUGUGCGAAACGAAGGUUUUCGCGCGCUGUACAAAGGAUUUAUACCGACUUACCUUCGAAUGGGACCCUGGAAUAUCAUUUUCUUCAUAACGUAUGAACAACUGAAACAAUUGUACUAAAAAAAUCUACACUAAUUUCUACCAGCCGAACCAUUUUUUACACACAAAACAGUAACAGACCGACGUGAAAAAAAAGUAUUUCGACAAAAUUUUACGCAUUUCCUUCGUCCAUGCCUUUAAAAUUGCUUAAAUUGCAUUUCUCACCUUAAUUUAUUGAAAAAAUGACGAAGAUGCGUUUAAAACGUACUAAAAACGGCAAUUUAUAUACGUAUAAAAAGUUUUCUUAAAGAUAAGACUGGUUUUGUUUGAGUUCAUGGAACAAGUUUAAAAAUUUUACAAAAAUUUGUUGGCAUUUUCUCGUUUUUUCUUCUUUCAAUAAUUGUUAUUAAAACAUUUAAUUAAUUUAUAAGAAUAAGAUCUAACAAAUUGUUUAAGUAGGAAUGAAUUUAAAUAGAAAAACUAUGUAUUUAUUAGAUAGUUAGGAAGAAUUGACCUCGGAUUGA
This is a messenger RNA of Culicoides brevitarsis, 1469 nucleotides long. It is a transcript of the gene Bmcp, whose product is annotated as mitochondrial uncoupling protein Bmcp. Gene Ontology annotation, biological process: transmembrane transport. Gene Ontology annotation, molecular function: transmembrane transporter activity. Bases 115 to 1026 code for a protein of 303 amino acids. NCBI's taxonomy places the organism in Eukaryota, Metazoa, Arthropoda, Insecta, Diptera, Ceratopogonidae. The transcript has 3 exons. The record is from RefSeq and is a predicted model, not a curated record.